This is a messenger RNA of Cynocephalus volans (Philippine flying lemur), 1438 nucleotides long. RefSeq names its product core histone macro-H2A.2. The transcript has 9 exons. Lineage: Eukaryota; Metazoa; Chordata; Mammalia; Dermoptera; Cynocephalidae. Gene Ontology annotation, biological process: nucleosome assembly; heterochromatin formation. Gene Ontology annotation, cellular component: chromatin; nucleosome. The record is from RefSeq and is a predicted model, not a curated record. Gene Ontology annotation, molecular function: DNA binding; protein heterodimerization activity; structural constituent of chromatin. Bases 181 to 1299 code for a protein of 372 amino acids.
AGACAGAACCCAAAGAAAGGCAAAGAGUCCUGCCCGGCACCGGCGCCGCGCGGGCCGAACCUGCGCCCGGGGAGGGGCGCGCAGAGGGCACGGGGCGCCCGGAGCAGGCGGCGCAGCACCAGCGUUGUGUUAAGUGUCAGGGGGCCACUGUCAGCAAGCUGACAGGGAAACUGAGGCAAGAUGUCGGGCCGGAGCGGGAAGAAGAAAAUGUCCAAGCUGUCCCGUUCAGCCAGGGCCGGUGUCAUCUUCCCAGUGGGGAGGCUGAUGCGGUACCUAAAGAAAGGGACAUUCAAGUACCGGAUCAGCGUGGGCGCUCCCGUCUACAUGGCGGCAGUCAUCGAGUACCUGGCAGCGGAAAUCCUAGAAUUGGCUGGGAAUGCUGCCAGGGACAACAAGAAGGCCCGGAUAGCCCCGAGACACAUCCUGCUGGCAGUUGCCAAUGACGAGGAGCUGAACCAGCUGCUGAAAGGAGUGACCAUCGCCAGCGGAGGCGUUCUGCCCAGAAUUCACCCCGAACUGCUGGCCAAAAAGCGAGGGACCAAAGGCAAGUCGGAAACGAUCCUCUCCCCACCCCCAGAGAAAAGAGGAAGGAAGGCCACGACAGGCAAGAAGGGGGGCAAGAAAUCCAAGGCUGCCAAACCACGGACAUCCAAAAAGUCCAAACCAAAGGACAGCGAUAAAGAAGGAACUUCAAAUUCCACCUCUGAAGAUGGGCCAGGGGAUGGAUUCACUAUCCUGUCUUCUAAGAGCCUUGUUCUAGGGCAGAAGCUGUCCUUGACCCAGAGUGACAUCAGCCAUAUUGGCUCCAUGAGAGUAGAGGGCAUCGUCCACCCAACCACAGCCGAAAUCGACCUCAAGGAAGAUAUAGGUAAGGCCUUGGAAAAGGCUGGGGGGAAAGAGUUCUUGGAAACAGUAAAGGAGCUUCGCAAAUCCCAAGGUCCUUUGGAAGUUGCUGAAGCCGCCGUCAGCCAAUCCAGUGGACUUGCAGCCAAAUUUGUCAUCCACUGUCACAUCCCUCAGUGGGGCUCCGACAAAUGUGAAGAACAGCUUGAAGAGACCAUCAAAAACUGCCUGUCGGCGGCAGAGGACAAAAAGCUCAAAUCUGUCGCGUUCCCUCCUUUCCCCAGUGGCAGAAACUGCUUUCCCAAACAGACGGCAGCCCAGGUGACCCUCAAAGCAAUCUCGUCCCACUUCGACGACUCGAGUGCAUCCUCGCUGAAGAACGUGUACUUCCUGCUCUUUGACAGCGAGAGCAUCGGCAUCUACGUGCAGGAGAUGGCCAAGCUCGACACCAAGUAGCUGCUGCGCUUCCCAGCAGGGACCACCGGAGGAUUAGAGUCACCAGAGUGGGGUUUUAUUUUUUAAAAGGAGAGAGGAAGGGUGCGGCAGGGGAGUUGCAAGGGCUGGAAGGGCAGCAGGCGGUGGAGGCAGCGGGAGC